CCCUCUCCUGAUUGUGUCCUGGGCGGAUGGGGCAGGAACUGCCAGUGGGAAACGCAGCCAUUCCUUUUCUCGGCAGGCAGGAAGAAGGGAGUUCCUGGCACAGCGGCCGCGCUCCAGAGCCACCCUUGGCCGGGACGCUCCGGCCUGAGCCAUGGGGAACUUUCAGGGGGGGCUCUCCCUGACCCCCAGCAGUAGCCGCAACCUGUGCUCUCGCCAUCGCCCCUCGCUCUCCGAAGAAAGCGACCCUGCCAACAAGGCCAGGCCUGAGCAGAGCAGUUGCCCAGCUGAGCGCCCAACCGAAGCCCCCAAAUACUCUCGGAUCAAGAACUGGCAGACGGGCAGCAUCCUGUACGACACCCUCAGUGCUCAGGCUAUACAGGAAACGCCAUGCCAGGAGAAGCGCGGCUGCUGCAUGGGCUCCGUCAUGUUCCCCAAGCAACUCUUUGCCACCUCCGAGGGCCCCCGGGGCAAGGAGGGGCUUCUGGGCUUGGCCCGCAGCUUCAUCCACCUGUACUACAGCUCCAUGAAACGCUCGGAGUCCCAGGCCCACCUGCAGCGCCUGCAGGAGGUCGAGCAGCAGAUUGCAGAAACCGGCACCUACCAGCUGCAGGAGGCCGAGCUGAUCUUCGGAGCCAAGCAUGCCUGGCGCAACGCAGCCCGCUGCGUGGGCCGGAUCCAGUGGAACAAGCUCCAGGUGUUGGACGCCAGAGACUGCACCAAUGCCCAGGAAAUGUUCACCUCCAUCUGCAGCCACAUCAAUUACGCCACCAAUCGUGGCAACCUGCGGUCAGCAAUCACUAUCUUUCCGAAGCGGAUUGCCGGCCGUGGCGACUUCCGCAUCUGGAACCAGCAGCUGAUCCGCUACGCUGGCUACAAGCAGCCCGAUGGCGCCGUGCUGGGAGACCCGGCCUCGGUGGAAGUCACGGAGCUCUGCAUCCAGUAUGGAUGGCGGCCCCCUUACGGACGCUUCGACGUGCUCCCCCUCUUGCUGCAAGCCCCCGGUGAGGACCCCGAAGUCUUUCCUCUGCCGGCCGAAUUGGUCCUGGAGGUGCCCAUCAGUCACCCCACGCUGAAGUGUUUCGAAGAGAUGGCGCUGCGCUGGUACGCCCUCCCUGCGGUGGCCAACAUGCUCCUGGAGAUUGGGGGGCUGGAGUUCCCGGCCGCACCCUUCAGCGGCUGGUACGUCGGCUUCGAGAUCGGCAUGCGCGACUUCUGCGACUCCCAGCGCUACAACCUCUUGCAGGAGCUAGCCGAGCGCAUGGGCCUGGACACGGGCACGACCCUCUCCCUGUGGAAGGACAAGGCGGCCGUGGAGAUGAACGUGGCCGUCUUGCACAGUUUCCAGCUCGCCAAAGUGACCAUUGUGGACCACCACGCCGUGGCAGAGUCCUUCAUGAAGCACCUGGAGAAUGAGCAGAGGAUGCGUGGGGGCUGCCCAGGGGACUGGGUCUGGCUGGUGCCCCCCAUCUCUGGCAGCCUCACGCCCAUCUUCCACCAAGAGUUGCUGAACUACCAGCUGACCCCUUGCUUCCGGUACCAGACUGACCCCUGGAAGUCCUACAUCCCCAAGGGCACCACCGUCACCCGACGGAAGACCUUCAGGGAGAUCGCCAAUGCAGUCAAGAUCUCAGCGAAGCUGAUGGGCCACGUGAUGGCGCGGCGGGUCAAGGCCACCAUCCUGUAUGCCUCUGAGACAGGGAAAUCCCAGGCCUACGCCAUGAACCUCCAGCAGCUGUUCAAGUGUACCUUUGCUCCCCAGGUGCUCUGCAUGAGUGACUAUGACGUGGUGUCCCUGGAGCACGAGACCCUCGUGCUGGUGGUGACCAGCACCUUCGGCAACGGGGACCCCCCCGAGAAUGGAGAGGGCUUUGCCAAGGCCUUGAUGGAAAUGUCAUGUCCUUAUCUGGAAGCGACCGAGCCAGAGAUGCAAAAGAGCUACAAGAUGCGCUUCAACAGCAUCUCCCAAUCUGACCCUUCUGUGGCGCUCUGGAGGAAGAAGCGCCGGGAGUCCAGCAACACCGACAGCGCUGGAUCCCUUGGAACCCUUCGGUUCUCCGUCUUUGGGCUGGGCUCCCGCGCUUACCUCCACUUCUGUGCCUUUGCCCACGCGGUGGACACUCGCCUGGAGGAGCUGGGGGGCGAGCGGAUCUUCCCCAUGGGGGAGGGGGACGAGCUGUGUGGCCAGGAGGAGUCCUUCUGCACCUGGGCUAAGGGCGUCUUCCAGGCGGCCUGCGAGACCUUCUGCGUGGAGUCUCAAGCCGAGACGGCAGCCUCCGAAGUCUUCACCCACCGCCGCACCUGGAAGCGCAACCGCCACCGCCUCCUGCCCCACCCGGGCUCCCUGGACCUCCUGGCAGGUCUGACCCACGUGCACAAGCGCAAGAUUUUCCCCUGCCACCUCCUCUCGGUCAAGAACCUGCAGAGCCCGGAAUCCAGCCGAUCCACCAUCCUUGUGCAGCUGCAAACAGAGGACCAGCCGGAGAUGCGCUACCAACCAGGCGACCACGUGGGCAUUUUCCCUGCCAACAGCAGGGAGCUGGUAGAGGACCUCCUGGCACGGGUUGAGGACCCACCGCCCACAGAGGAGGCCAUGGCUGUCGAGACCUUAGAGGCUGGCACAGAGGGUGUGAAGCGCCUUUGGGUGCCCGUCCAGCGCCUGCCCCCCUGCACCCUGCGCCAGGCCCUGACCUUCUUCCUGGACAUCACAACCCCGCCAAGCCCCCAGCUGCUGCAGAUCCUGGCCACACUGGCAGAGGACCCAGGAGAGAGGGACAAACUCCAGCGCCUCGGCCAGGACUCCCUUCUUUACGAGGAGUGGAAGUGGUUCCGCUGCCCGACGAUGGUGGAGGUGCUGGAGGAGUUCCCCUCGGUCCCCCUGCCGGCUUCGCUCCUCCUCACUCAGUUGCCGCUGCUCCAGGCCCGUUACUACUCCAUGAGCUCCUCCCCGGACGCCCACCCGGGCCAGAUCCACCUCACGGUCGCUGUGCUCAACUACCACAGCCAAGACGGAAAGGGGCCGCUGCACCACGGGGUCUGCUCCUCAUGGCUCGCUGGACUGGCACCAGGAGAGAUGGUGCCCGCUUUCAUCCGAAGCGCCCCAAGCUUCCACCUGCCCCAGGACCCCACGGCCCCCUGCAUCCUGGUGGGGCCUGGAACCGGCAUUGCCCCCUUCCGGAGCUUCUGGCAACAGCGGCUGCAUGACAUCGAGGUCAAAGGCCUCCCACCCGGCGAGAUGACGCUGGUCUUCGGCUGCCGGAGUUCCUGCCACGACCACAUCUACAAGGAGGAGAUCCAGCAGGCCCAAAGCAAGGGGGCCCUGAGCCAGGUCCUCACGGGCUUCUCCCGCGACCCAGACUAUCCCAAGACCUACGUCCAGGACCUGCUGAGGAUGCAGUUGGACAGCUAUGUCUCGGAGGUGCUGCUCCGGCGCGCCGGCCACAUGUACGUCUGCGGCGACGUCACCAUGGCCACUGGGGUCAUGCAGACCGUCCAGCAGAUCCUGGCCAAGGGUGGGCAGAUGACCCUGACCGAGGCAGGGGACAAGAUCAGCGAGCUCCGGGACCAGAACCGUUACCACGAGGACCUCUUUGGCCUGACCUUCCGCACCCAGGAGGUGGCCUCGCGCAUCCGAAGCCAGUCCUUCACCUGCCAGAGGAGGAUGCUGCUCCCAGAGCCCUGAGCCCCGGCUGUACACACCUCAGACCCUCUUCUCCGGGCGGGCGGGCGG
This is a messenger RNA of Pogona vitticeps (central bearded dragon), 3727 nucleotides long. RefSeq names its product nitric oxide synthase 3 (gene NOS3). The record is from RefSeq and is a predicted model, not a curated record. Gene Ontology annotation, molecular function: flavin adenine dinucleotide binding; nitric-oxide synthase activity; NADP binding. Gene Ontology annotation, biological process: nitric oxide biosynthetic process. Lineage: Eukaryota; Metazoa; Chordata; Lepidosauria; Squamata; Agamidae.